UCUAUAAAGUCGUUGAGCCACGCUUUUACACACAAGCUAAGUUUUUUGCUUUCUUUCUCUCGAGAAGAAGAGAUCUUUGCAGGUCCUCUGGAUCUUCACUUUCACCUUAGAGGUAUGCUAUUUGGAAGAGGCUGUGAGCCUAGCUUGAAGAGAUACUCGAGGGAACUGGGCGACAGCAAGAAGAGACUGAACAAGUCCCGCCUUUGUUAUCGCUCUCAUUGUUGCUCUGCUUGGCAUCUUUCUAAUGAAAUUCAACCGUACUCAUCAACACUCUAAUACUAUUCCAAUGGCAACGGAUCCAACUAUUAGUUUUAUUGCCGGAGGGUUGGCAGGAGGUAUUGCAACUAUUGCCACAUCACCACUCGAAGUCAUUAAAACCAGGCUACAGUCAAAUGUUGGUCAGGAAGUAAUGAAAUGUUAUCGAUUAGUCCCUGGGAACAUUCUAAAUACGUCACCUUAUGUCUACCAACAGCAUCAUAACGGAAUCGUGGCUGGACCCCGAUUUUUUAAUUAUGCAAGAUAUGUAAUAAAGACUGAAGGCUCUAUGGCAUUAUUUAAAGGGCUAACUCUCAGCUUGCUAGGCAGCAUGCCGACACGUGCCAUUUACUUCACUCUCUACUCAAACUUUAAACUGUUUUUCAAAAAUUUCAUGACACACAAUAGCAACCAGAUUCAUUUCAUAUCGGCAAUGUCUGCAGGUAUAAUGACCUCCACAAUCACAAGUCCUAUAUGGGUAGUCAAGACACAGCUACAACUGGAUAAUAGACCCAACCAGCUCCUUGGAUUCAGACAGUGCAUUCAAAUGCUGUACAGUAAAGAUGGAGUGAGGAGUUUCUACAGAGGACUCUCUGCCUCUUAUGCUGGCUCCAUUGAAACUGCCAUCCAUUUUAUGAUAUACGAGAGGUUAAAGGAGUGGAUCAACGUAGAUAAGGAUGUGCCUCCAUUUCAGUGUAUGCUGGUCGCUGCUUGCUCAAAGAUAACUGCUUCUACACUCUGUUAUCCUCAUGAGGUUUGUCGAACUAGAAUGAGACAGAGCGUUGAGCCUUCGCUGAGGAAGUAUAACUCUUUCUUUCAGACAUUACUGACCAUAUGGAAGGAGGAAGGAGCCAGAGGACUCUAUGGGGGCAUGGCUGCCCAUCAGUUGAGAGUUGUACCAAAUUCGGCCAUUAUUUUCUUUGCAUACGAAGCUAUUGUUAGAACACUUGGCUACAUGACUCUUUGAUUCAGACAGUAUGCACACACACACAGUUAAUUUUUCAAUCAUGAUGCAUCUCUUAUACUAUUUGUCUAUUGUGUUAUUAUUAUUAUGUUAUUUAUGAGUUGAAGAUUUCAAUACAAAAAACCAAUAAUAA
Molecule: messenger RNA, 1352 nt
Organism: Amphimedon queenslandica
Lineage: Eukaryota; Metazoa; Porifera; Demospongiae; Haplosclerida; Niphatidae
Product: solute carrier family 25 member 36-A-like
Exons: 6
Coding region: 245-1222 (325 amino acids)
Biological process (GO): pyrimidine nucleotide import into mitochondrion
Cellular component (GO): mitochondrion
Molecular function (GO): pyrimidine nucleotide transmembrane transporter activity
Source: RefSeq, a predicted model, not a curated record